AUGGGAUCAACCGGAACUUUUGACGGCCUGCCACCGCUUUUCGAGCACUGCAUCGACGACUACAGGCCCAUCAAAGUCAUCUGUAUUGGUGCCGGUAUUUCUGGCAUCUUGACUGCGAUCCGAUUUCCGCAAAAGAUACAGAACCUUACUUUGACCGUUUACGAGAAGAACGCCAACGUUGGAGGGACUUGGUUUGAGAACAGAUACCCCGGUGUUCGAUGCGAUAUCCCCAGCCACAGCUACCAGUACACCUUCGAAAACAACAAUCAAUGGAGUGAAUAUUAUUCAACUGGUGGCGAGAUUCAGGCGUAUCUUCAGCGCACAGCUCGGAAGUAUGGCGCGUACCGAUACAUGAAGUUCAAUCACACUCUCAAAGGCGCCACCUGGAAAGCAGACGAGGGGAAGUGGCAUGUUACCCUUGAAGAUACGACAACCGGCACUACUUUCAUCGACACUUGUGAUAUCUACCUCAGCGCGACCGGAAUUCUCAACAAAUGGCAGUGGCCGACCAUUGAGGGACUAAAAGACUUCAAAGGAAAACUCGUGCAUUCAGCAAACUGGGAGGAAGAUACGCCACUGAAAGAUAAGGACGUUGCCCUCAUUGGUGCUGGCUCCUCGGGGAUCCAGAUUCUCCCGACUAUCCAGCCCAUUGCGAAAAGGGUAGAUCACUACAUGUCCGGCAAGACCUGGAUCUCGCCCAUUGGCUUCGGCAGUCAGGAACUCAAACUUCGGGGAGCUACUGGGAAUUUUAAGCAUACAGAAGAAGAGCUCGAGAAAUGGAGGAAAGACCCUAAAGAGUACCUGAAGUACAGGCAUCACAUCGAGGCCAUGGUCAAUGAAGCCUCUUUGAUCACCCUCUUCGGCACACCUUCCCAGAAGGAGUUCCAAAUCAUCAAUCGCGAAGCAAUGGCCAAGAAGUUGGAGAAGAAGCCUGAGAUAAUGGCUGCUCUUGAGCCCGCUUUCCCGCCAGGCUGCCGGCGUCUCACUCCCGGCCCCGGGUAUCUCGAAGCUUUGCUAGAAGAUAACGUAGAGUUCAUCAACACCAAGAUCAAGAAGAUCGUGCCCGAAGGCAUUGAGACCGUUGAUGGUAAGCUCCGCAAAGUCGACACCAUCAUCUGCGCUACUGGCUUCGACACCACACUGCGACAGCCUCUCCCCAUCAUCGGCGAAGACGGCGUCUCCCUCGAUGAUGUAUGGAAUCCUACCCCAGAGUGCUACUUCGGCAUCUUCCCACCGAAAAUGCCCAACCACAUGCGCUUCCUCGGUCCCAAUGGUGGUCCUGGCACCGGCAGCUUGAUCCAUCUCGUCGAGUGUGCGUGCGAGUACAUGAUUAAAGUGGUGCAAAAGCUGCAGCGCGAGUACAUCAAGUCCAUCGUCAUCAGCCCGCGGGCCAACAAGCAGUUCAGCAACCAUCUCGACAAGUACUUCACCAAGACCAUCUACACGCAGCCGUGCAAGUCAUGGAUGAAGCGCGGUAAAGAGGAUGGCCGGGUCGUGACGCUCUGGUCUGGGUCGUGUAUCCAUGCUACCGUGGCGUUUGAGAAUCCGAGGUGGGAGGACUUCAACUACGACUUGUUGCCUGAAAUUAUAGGUAAUGAGUACUCGUGGCUGGGUAAUGGGCAUACGCUUGCGCAGCAUGAGGAUAGGGUGACGACGGAUUAUCUUGAUAAAGUCAAUAUCCCGCCGGUCAUCAACCCGGAGGAGCAUGCGCCAGGGGGUGUAGCGCAUUCGGUCACUGUGCCAGGUUUACUUUGAGGCGGAGCGGGAAGGAGUUCUUAUUCUUGGAUGUAUGAUUGGUGAUUAAGCUAUCAUUUUAUCACAAAGAAGAGGCGCUUCCAAUUUACUGCCUAAAUAUGUAUUCUUGAACGAUAAAUUCGCAUGGUAUAGUGUCGCGGCUGAUAGUCAAAGUGAAUCAGGU
Mytilinidion resinicola is the source of this 1918-nucleotide messenger RNA. Its product is annotated as cyclohexanone monooxygenase. The transcript is spliced from 4 exons. The record is from RefSeq and is a predicted model, not a curated record. Gene Ontology annotation, molecular function: N,N-dimethylaniline monooxygenase activity; flavin adenine dinucleotide binding; NADP binding. The coding region runs from base 1 to 1755 and encodes 584 amino acids. NCBI's taxonomy places the organism in Eukaryota, Fungi, Ascomycota, Dothideomycetes, Mytilinidiales, Mytilinidiaceae.